Akanthomyces muscarius is the source of this 1008-nucleotide messenger RNA. RefSeq lists its product as uncharacterized. Gene Ontology annotation, molecular function: double-stranded DNA binding. Lineage: Eukaryota; Fungi; Ascomycota; Sordariomycetes; Hypocreales; Cordycipitaceae. The coding region runs from base 1 to 1008 and encodes 335 amino acids. Gene Ontology annotation, cellular component: nucleus. The transcript has a single exon. The record is from RefSeq and is a predicted model, not a curated record. Gene Ontology annotation, biological process: DNA replication; DNA damage response.
AUGCCCAAGGCAGAGGCCGGCUCGGUCAAGCACCUCAACAACAAGCUCAAGUCCAAGGGCUUGCAGCGGCUGCGAUGGUACUGCCAGGUCUGCGAGAAGCAGUGCCGCGAUGCCAACGGCUUCAAGAUGCACACGCAGUCCGAGAGCCACGUGCGGCAGAUGCUCGUCGUCGGCGAGGACCCCAAAAAGUACAUCAACGAGUUCAGCAACCAGUUUCUUUCCGACUUCGUCAGUCUCCUCAAGACGGGCCACGGCGAGAAGCAGGUGCAGAUCAACCACUUUUACCAAGAGUACAUUGCGAACAAAGAGCACGUCCACAUGAAUGCCACGAAAUGGCCGUCGCUCACGGAAUUCGCCAAGCACCUCGGCCGCGAGGGCAUCUGCCGCGUCGAGGAGAACGACAAGGGGAUACACCUCACGUGGGUCGACAACUCGCCAGACGCGCUGAAGCGGCAGGAGGCGCUGAGGCGAAAGGAGGCGCAGAACCAGGGCGACGAGGAGAUUGAGCAGCGCAUGAUCAAGGAGCAGAUUCGGCGCGCGCAGGCAAAUGCGGCCGCGCGCGAGGCGGACGUGGAAAAGGACGCGGAGGAGAGGCUGCUGAAGCGGCAAGAGGGCGAAAAGAUAUCGCUGUCGUUUGGCGGCCCCAAGACCAAGACGACAACCUCGGGCGACGACGACAACGAUGCUACGGAAAAAGCCGACGCAGAAGCUGGCGAAAAGAAUACGGAUGGGGCCGCCGCCGCCGCCGCAACGGAAGCACCGGACGCAAAGAAGCCCAGCGGCGGCUUCUCCUUCAAGGCCGGCGGCAAGGCGCCCGUCAAAAAUGUCUUUGCGCAGGCCAAGAAGAAUGCGCUGACCGGCGGCGGCACCAAGAAGCCGGCCGGUCUUGAGCAGCCUAAGAAGAUGAGCGAGGCGGAGCGCAUCAUGCGCCAGGAAAUGGACCGCAAGCGCACGCGCGAGGGGAGUGGCUCGGGCAGCAACGCAUUCAAGAAGCAGCGAAGCAACUGA